Messenger RNA from Spodoptera frugiperda (fall armyworm), 1562 nucleotides. RefSeq lists its product as uncharacterized. The coding region runs from base 163 to 879 and encodes 238 amino acids. The transcript is spliced from 5 exons. NCBI's taxonomy places the organism in Eukaryota, Metazoa, Arthropoda, Insecta, Lepidoptera, Noctuidae. The record is from RefSeq and is a predicted model, not a curated record.
AAAUGUUGAAAAACAAGAAAGUUAGGCGUCAAAAUUUACAAAGCGUGACGUUUCACCCAUUUUUACUUUUCUAAAAAUUGUUAGCCAUUAUUCUGGUGACAAAUUAGUAAGGUUUUAGGGUCAUUGGACGUAUGGAUACUUGAAUUACUGUGACCUUGGAAGAUGACGGAUAAAGAGAAUGAGACUGGGGCAACACCUGCCGGUGGGUCGAAAGUAGUAAUGGUAGAACAAUCGACGGUGUCGUCACACAAGCCCUACCGGCCCACUGACUUGCAAGAUGACGCCUCAGGCGAGCUCCAUAACAAACGGUCACGCGCUCCCGCAGUCCCAUCCGUAGCUGAAGAAUUCAAAGAUUCACCUGAGAGUGCUGAAAUCAAGGAACAACUAGAAACAACAAAGGAAGGCGAGCGCGAGAUGUCCGUCGAUAAGAUCACGAAUAUCGACACAAAAGUAUCUUCAUCUAUUAGUAAAAAGCGACCGUCUACACCAGAAGCUAUACCACUAACUCCAAUAGAGGUUGAAGUAAAGAAAACUGAAAUUAUCGCUACACCAGCAUUGCACCCUAUGCAACCCAUACCAGUUGGCCUGGGCUCUAAAGCGUCCGAAAUCUCAGAACUACCAGAUAAAAAGGAAACAGAAGGAAAAGAUGAAGAAGACAGCAUAACGGCAGAGAUUGCAGAACUGCGGACGCCAGAUCCCACACAAAAAUCUGCAGAAUGGUCUGACGAAGAGGAGGCGGGCGGGCUGCCGCGCAGCGACUCUCGCGCGUCCCGCGUCAGUCGCGCCGUGCGCCAGCUGUUCUGUUGCGGCGUGCCGUACGACGCCCCCUCCGAGGAAAACGUGUCGACCAUGCGUGGCGACUUCCCCAGCGGCAUCUAAACCUGCUUUGGCACUCGCACUCGCACUGUACAAGAUAAAGCUUACAAUGUGUUCGCGAGUUACAUUACGUCAGCUGGCCAUUUCCGACUGUCCCGUCUUUUGCGUAGUAAUUUAUUUAACGAAUAAGGUAAGAUGUUCAGAUAAUCCAACAAGAUAUAGGAUGAACAGUUUACCAAAAAAGUAAUGAUUGUCACUGAAAUGAUACUAAAAACCUUGGAGGCGGCUGGGAUCGGGAAUGGCCAGCUGAACAAAAAGCGGAACAAAACUUUCAUCAUGUAAACAUUGCGUAUGUACUUACUGUGUAUAUAAAAUUACAAAUAAAAAUAGAUUAUGUACUUUACUUAACAAGGUUCUGGGUAUUUAUGGAGUUGGCAUAUAGAUUUCAGUAUGUCCAAAGCAUAGUUAGUAUCAGAUGUGACAUUUACAAAUGCAAUUUUACUCAUGCUGUUUAAUAUGCAUACCUAUAAACUAUUGCUUUUAAUAAGAUAUAAUAUACUUCUUAUUGAUUUAUCGAGUAUUAUAGAGUAUGAUAUUAUUUGACUGGGUUAAAAAUAGAUGUAUAUUCAUAAGAAUAAUUUAGGUACAUAUAUUAUACCUAUAGUUACAUUAUCUUUAAUAAUGUUCAGUGUCCAUUCAACAGUUGUGUGAGAAUAUUACAAAUUAAAGUAUCAAUUAAAAUACCA